Megalops cyprinoides (Indo-Pacific tarpon) is the source of this 2356-nucleotide messenger RNA. RefSeq names its product exocyst complex component 3-like. NCBI's taxonomy places the organism in Eukaryota, Metazoa, Chordata, Actinopteri, Elopiformes, Megalopidae. Gene Ontology annotation, molecular function: SNARE binding. Gene Ontology annotation, biological process: exocyst localization; exocytosis. Bases 116 to 2347 code for a protein of 743 amino acids. Gene Ontology annotation, cellular component: exocyst. The record is from RefSeq and is a predicted model, not a curated record. The transcript is spliced from 13 exons.
GAAACCAUUGCUUUGCCAAGAAGGGAUGGAUGUACAUUUUGACAUGUACCUAUCAAUAAUUUAACGGCACAUUAGCAGACGAGACGGAAGACAUCUCACAGCGUCUGCAGGCAGCAUGGAGGAGCUGGACAGGGAAGCCUUUGCCACGUCAGUGCAGAGGGUGGCUGGGAUGCUGCAGCGGCCGGACCAGCUGGAUAAAGUGGAGCAGUACCGGAGGAGGGAGGCACGCAAGAAGGCCUCGGUUGAGGCCAGACUGAAGGCUGCCAUCCAGUCCCAGCUGGACGGGGUGCGGACGGGCCUCCUGCAGCUCCACAGCGCCCUGGAGGACGUGCGGGGCAUCCAGAGCUCGCUGGCCGACGUCAGCAAGGACUGGAGGCAGAGCAUCAGCACCAUCGAGAGCCUGAGGGAGGUGAAGGAGGCCGUGGUGCAGCACAGCCAGCUGGCCUCCGCCGUGGAGAACCUCAAAAACAUCUUCUCAGUGCCGGAGAUGGUGCAGGAGACGCGCGAGCUGAUCGAGCAGGCCGAGCUGCUGCAGGCUCACCGCCGGCUCAUGGACCUGGAGCUGUCGCGCGACGAGCUGCUGUACGAGCAGCACCGGGCCGACGGCGGCGCUGCCCGCGACGCCGGCCUCAUCCGCGCCUACUUCGGCCAGGUGGAGGCGCUGUCCGAGGAGCUGGCCAAGCAGCUGUGGAUGGUGCUGCAGCGCGCCCUGGUCACCGUGCGCCGGGACCCCACCAUGCUGGUGUCGGCCGUGCGCGUCAUCGAGCGGGAGGAGCGGGCCGACCGCCGCGCGCUGGACCGCCAGCGGCAGACGGGCUUCCUGCCGCCGGGCCGGCCCAAGCGCUGGCGGGAGCGGGCGUCCCUCGUGCUGGAGGCCACGGCGGCGGCGCGCAUCGAGGGCUCGCAGUCGGAGACGCGCGACGCCGACAAGAUGUGGCUGGUGCGGCUGCUGGAGCGCACCCGCCGCAACGUGCUGGACGACCUGGUGGUGGCGCGCCACCUGCUGGCGCACUGCUUCCCGCCGCACUACGACGCCUUCCGCGUCUUCUUCCGCCUCUACCACCGCGCCCUCUCCGCCCGCGUGCAGGAGCUGGCCGCCGAGGAGCUGGAGGCCAACGAGAUCGUCUCCCUCCUCACCUGGGUGCUCAACACCUACAGCAGUGUGGAGAUGAUGGGACACCCUGAGCUCUCGGCUGAGUGUGACAUCAACCAGCUGGAGCCCCUCAUACCGCAGGAAGUGGUGGACGAGCUUCUGAGCAAGUACAUACAGACCUUCACAUCCAACAUCACCGGCUGGCUCCGCAAGGCUCUGGAGACGGACAGGAAGGACUGGUACAAGGACACAGAGCCGGAGGCAGACCAGGAUGGCUAUUACCAGACCUCUCUGCCUGCCAUCGUCUUCCAGAUGUUUGAACAGAAUCUCCAGGUGGCAGCACAGAUCAACGACACCUUCAAAGAGCAGGUGCUGGCACUGUGUUUGAAGCAGAUGACCUCCUUCCUGCACAGAUAUCGGGAGGAGGCCAGCACCUACAAGGAGGACCACUUAAAGGACCGGCAGUUGCCGCAGUGUUAUGUCCAGUACAUGAUCGCCAUCAUCAACAACUGCCAGACUUUUAAGGAGUCGAUAAGCAGCCUGAAGAAGAAGCACUCCCAGUGGACAGAGCCGUCGCCCACCGAUGUGGCCAUCGAGAAGACCCUCAACGAGGUGGCCAAAGAUGGCUGUCAGUUCCUGCUGGACGAGAUCUUCCUGGACCUGGAGCACCACCUGCAUGAGCUGCUGACGAGGAAAUGGCUGGGGGGCUCCCACGCGGUGGAGACCAUCUGCGUCACUGUGGAGGACUACUUCAGCGACUUCUCCAAGAUCAAGAAGCCUUACAACACGGAGAUGAGCAGCGAGGCCCAGCGCAGGGUGGUGGUGGAGUACGUGCGGGCGGUGGUGCAGAAGCGGAUGAGCUUUAAGACCGCGGAGGAGAGGAGGGAGGGGGCGGACAGGAUGAUAAAGGAGGCCGAGCAGCUCAGGAGCCUCUUCAGGAAGCUCGCCCCUGACGAGGACAAGGAGCCGCUGUGUGACGCCAUCACCGCCAUUGCCGAGGUCUUCAAACUCACUGACCCCUCCCUCCUCUACCUGGAAGUGUCCACUCUGGUGUCCAAGUACCCCGAUAUCAGGGAGGAGCAUGUCACCGCGCUCCUGUCGGUGAGAGGGGACGCCAGUCGGGAAAUGAGGCAGAUGAUCAUGGAGACGCUGAGCCAGAGCAAGCAGUCUGUCCCUGCCAACACACCGCCUAUAUUCAGGGACAUCACUGUCCCCUCCUUGGCCUCUAUGGCUGUUCCCAAACUGCUAAAAUAAACCCCCCCC